AUGCUUGCUACACAAUGCCGUGUGGGCAUUCACAACCUCCUCAAUCCGUCCAUGUCUCCUCCUCGCGCCCCCGCUCGCCUCGUCCCUCCAGCCAACUUCUUCCGCAUCAGGAGCGCGCUGGCGUAUGGCUCGCGCAAGCUGAACGCGGCGCUGAACGGACCAGAGGAGCUGGUGGCUCUGGAGGUGGACCGCUUCUUCCGCAACACGUGGGUCCGCAACGCCUCUGGCUCCCGCCCAGACGGCUCCAACCACGAGUUUGUACUCCAGCACAUGCCCCGCCGCUUGCCGCUCUUUGCUCAACCUAUGCCCCCCCCGGUGCAAGCCGGAGGCGUGGCGCCCGCAGCUGCAGGCGCGGCAGCAGGUGCAGGAGUAGGGGCAGGAGCAGGAGCAGGGGCAGGGACUGGUGUUUAUGCUGUUAGGCCGGUCGUGGGUGUUGGUGGGGGGUACCGGGGGCAAGUGAACGCAGCAGCGGCUCAUGAGAACAAGCCUCCGGGGGAGGGGGAUGUUAUGCGGGCGCCAUACUCCCAUGGGGGGCAGCAUGGCGUGGUGAUGAACGGAAACAUGGCCGGGCAUGUUCCUGGGAACGUGGCUGGAAACAUGGGUGGGAAUAUGGGUGGGAACAUGGGGAGGCGGCAGCAGGUGCAGGCGUCGGAUGGGCCCCACCGGGUGCCAUAUGGGGGAGGUCAUACCUGGAUCCCUGCUCCUCUUUUCCCUGUGCCUGCUAAUGUGGCGCAUGUUCCCGGUGCAAGGGCUUCCCCUCCCAUGGCUGGUGGUCCGAGACACGUGCAGCUGGCCCAGCAGCAGCAACAGCAGCAGCAACACCAUCAGGCUCAGCAGCAACAGCAACAGCACCACCACCAACAGUCGCAGCAGCAACAGCAGCAGCGGCAAUACCUACAGGCACACCAUCCGCAGCAACAGCAGUCGCAACAGCAGCAGCAGCAGCAGGCGCAACAGCAGCAGCAGCAGUUGCAGCAGCAGGCGCAACAACAGCAGCCACAGCAACCACAGGGACAUACAAAGAGAGCAGAGGCAGUCAACGGAGUGUAUCCUGUCCCACCAGUGCGGCCCACUCCUGACCUAGCAGCAACCCUUCACAGAACAGUACAGGUGGAUGAUCAUGCUGUGCAGGCAGGCACACACGAAGCCACUGUGAGACCGUCUGAGAAUAGUGUCCGUCCCUUGGAGCAGGCCGUUCGUGCUGCUGACAGUAAAGCUUCUGUGGAGCAAGACGCGUUGGUGAGUGAGCUUGUGGAGAGGAAGAAGGCGGGAAGUGUGGUUGCACGCCCAAGGGAGGAGCAACGAAGCGGGAGUGAACGGAGUGGAGGAAACGAGAGGAACGAAGCGAGUGAAAGGAAUGAAAGAAUUGAAGGGAGUGAAAGCCAGGGCGCACAGCAGGGCGCACAGGGAGGGUUGGACGGAGCAGGGAGUGCAGGACCUGCUGUCCCUGGUCUCGUGCCCGUGCGAUCGGGAGGGUUGGAAGGGGAGGGACCGUACAGGGGGUUGUUUGGUGUGAAUGACAGUGCGUCUAACACAGAUGGCUCCGGGGUUUCAGACGCAGCAGCAGGUGCUGCCGCUGCUGCUGCUGCUGCUGCUGCUGCUGGUGGUGCUGCUGCUGGUAGCGGUGGUGAUGGUGGUAGGGGAGACUCAGGUGCUGCACCUGCUGCUGUGCCACCUCCUAUGUUGUGGCAAAGGAUGGACCAGCUGCAACAGGCGUCAGGCUCGAAGCUGCAGGAGCUAAGGCAAGCACCGGGAGAGAUGAUCGGAUCAGCAGCAGGAGCAGCAGAGGGAGUGCAGGCCCCAUUACCCGAGGGCGUCAAGUCAGUCACACCGCCUCCAGGCCAUGUCCCGUUCAUUCCUCUCAUCCGGCCAGCCUCUGGCGCCCCUCCCUUCGCCCAAAUCCCCGGCAUGGCCCCGUUCCUCCCGCAAAUCCCCAUCAGAGCGCUGCAUCUCGCGCCCCCUUGGAUGUUCCCCCCGCAUGCCCAUGCGCCCAUGCAAGCCCAGGGCGCUGGCGUGGCAGCAGGUGAUUGGUCGGAUGGGCUGACCAGGGCGGGUUCGCCUAUGGCUGGUAACACUCUGGGUCUAUCUGGGUCUGCAGCGGUGGGGGCGAGUGCGGAUGGGGAUGGGAGGGAGGAGGUGGAGAAAACAGGAGCUGGGCUCGUGGCAGGACUGGGGGCAGGACUGGGGGCAGGAGCCGGGGCAGGUCCCAGGGCAGCAGCAGGGGCGCCCGUGGUGUUUGUAGGAGAGGGAAAGGCAGGUGUUGCCACUAGCAGCAGCAGUGGUGAUGAUGCCAGUGGGUGGAGUGGUGGUGGGAUUUCCGGGCCACAGCUUACCCCGUUGACCCCGUUGACCUCCACUGGGUCCUCAGGGGUUCCAGGGGUUCAAGGGGGAGGUCCUGGUGCUAACCCAGGGGGCGUAUUCCCUCUCCACCCCUUCUCCCGCCCGUUAGGCCCCCAAGCUGUGCUGCUGUCUCAUCUAGGCGGUCCGCCUGGUGUCUUUCCCUCGUACGUCCUGGCUAAUGCUCCCGUCACGCAAGCAGGUGCACCUGGCGCACAGGGCGUAGGGCAGGCUGCAGGAGGCAGUGAGGGAGGCAAGGCGGUGCAGGUGCUGCCCAACCCGCAGCUGCUGCAGCCAAGCACGUUCCCUCCUGGGGCGAUACCAGGGGGAAUCUCAGGUGGGCUCUCAGGUGGGCCGUACUCCUUCAUGCUCAUGUAUGCCCCCCAACCUGGCAUGCUCCCAGGCGGCAGUGUGCCAGGUGUAGGGGCGGCAGGGGCGGCAGGGGCAUGCAGUGGAGGAGGAGGGUUGGGAGUAGCAGGGGUGGGAGGAGGGGCUGAAGGAGGAGAGGGAGGGACGGGAAGAGUAGCUGGUGGAGAGGGAGGAGGGCUAGGAGGGAAGGAGGAGGGGAUGCUGAGCACGGGUGAAGUGAGUGUGGAGAGCAGAGAGGGGUGCGAGGCAGGUGGUCCUGCCGUUGCUGCUGCUGCUGCUGCUGCUGCUGCUGCUGCUGCUGCUGCUGCUGCUGCUGCUACUGUCCCUGCUGCUGUUACUCCCGCCACUGUAACAGCUGCUGCCGCUGUGGCUGCAGCUGGUGGUGGUGGUGGUGGUGGUGUGAAGGCAGGUGGGGUGGACAAGAGCAAGAUCCUGCAGGCUCUGGCGGAUGGCAGCGGUGGUGGGGAGUUCCGCAUGCUUAGAGUUGCCAUGCGUGCACGGUCCACUUCCGUGGCCACAAGAGACCCAUCGUCUUCCACUGCCAGUGCUCCACGCGUGGUGCGAGGCAGGGGCGGCAGCGGCGGGGGGAGUGAGGGCGUGUUAGCAGAGCCUCGCAGGGGGGCCAGUGGAGUGGGGGGCGAAGGUGGGGUAGCAGAGCCACGGGCUGAUGCUGCUGGGGAGUCUGCGUCUUGGGGCAGUGGGGAGGGUUCUCAAUGGGGCCAUGGCACCACUGCUGGUGCAGUGAGAGGGGAGGCGCGGCAUUCAGGUGGAGGGAAGCAGCAGCGAGGGGGCACAAGAGGGGAGGAUGGCCGAGGUGAGGGGAGUGGAAGGGGAGAGGUCAGCGGAAGAGGAGAAGGGAGUGGGAGAGAAGGGGGUGGAAGGGAAGGCAGUGGAAGAGGAGGAGAGAGAGGCGGGCAGCGUAGGGGAGAGGCUCAGGAUAUGGGAGAACAGGCAGAACAGCCUUCCUCAAAACUCCAACAACAGCAGCAGCCAGCAGCACUCAAGGGAGCAUUAGGGGUGCCCCAACUGCAGCAGGGUCAGGUUUUGGCAAAGCCGAAGCAGAGUCUUGGCGCACCUCCCAUGGCACAGCAGGGCGCCGAGCCUGUGGCGCUGGAUCGGCGAGUGCCCGAAGCAGAUGAUGAGCCACUAGCCUUGGCAGAGACGGUGACCAUCAGUUGGAGGUCGUCUUUACGACCAGGAGAAGACAGGCAGGCGGCAGGGAAAAGGGGACCAAGAACUCCCCAGCAGCAGAUGCAGUCCACGGGGUGGGGAGAAGCAGAAGCGGCUGGUGAGGGUGGGGGUAGUGCGUUUGUGAGCAGUGCAUUCCAGAAGGAGGAAGGAGGCUUGCCUGAGGCAGGGCGCAGCAACAGCCCGCAUUCCUUACUGCAGCAGCAACCUCAGCCGCCGACGCUGUCGCAGCAGCAGCAACCCAGAACUCCUCGCAGCAGCAGCCCUGCAGCUGCAGCGUCAUCUUCAGUAGCAGCAGGUGCAGCAGGAGCAGCAGGGGGGGAGGUGGCAUCUAGGGAAGGCACAGCUCGAGAGGGUCCACAGCGAGUGCGCAGCCUGGGAGGGGCGUCCCGAUCAGAGGACAGGUUCUACAGCGCUCACCGAGGGGGCCUUGGUAACCGCAAGGGCCUGGGCUUGACAGGAACUGCUGCUGGUAGUGCUGCUGGUGCUGCUGGUUCUGCUGCUGGUUCUGCUGCCGGUGGUUCUGGUGGUGGUGGUGGUGGUGGUGUGGCUGGUGGCAGUGACGGGGGCUCGGAUGGGCUGGGGAGUUCCGGAGGGUCUGUGGCACUUGGCGCACCAGCAGCAGGGCCAGGAGUUUCUUCAGGUAGCUCAGGUGCCUCUGGUGGCUCAGGGCCUAAGAGUAGUUCCAGUGGAGGCAGCUCAGUGGUGAGUGCCAGGGAGAGAGGAGGGGUCAGUACUGGGGGGAAGGGGGAGAGUAGGAGCAGCACUGGCAAGGGUGCUGCUGGUGCUGCAGGCACUGCUGGUUCUGCAGGCUCUGCUUCAUCCCCUGCAGCAGGGAUGGUGCCACCGUCGCUGCGGUUGAUGUCACCGAGGGCAGGUGGGAAGGGGAGUGCAGGCGUAGGGGCGGGUCGGAGUGGGCAGAGUGGGAGCGGAAGUGGCUCCCCGGUGUUGAACUCUCCCAAAGCAGGGAAAAGAAUAAGGGACUUGGUGCUGGUGGAGCAGCAGGUGCUGCACUUCUCCCCGGCCUUCAGCAUGUUGCUUUCCCUCCCUCUCUCUUCCCCCUGCGGCCACUCACUCUUGUGCUCUCGUCCGCCCAGGGACUUCGCGCUGGUGGAGCAGCAGGUGCUGCACUUCUCCCCGGCCUUCAACGUCAUCACGGGCGACAGUGGGUCGGGCAAGUCAAUCAUCGUACAGGCUAUAGGGCAGGUACUGGGAGCAGCAGCAUCAGAGGACUCUGUACGCCCCCCUGCCCUCUCCUCCUCUCUCUCCGCACAUCUCUCCCUCUCCUCCUCCGCCUCUCACUCCCUCCUGCAAUUCCUCAGGCAGGAAGGUAGGCUAGAUGUGGUGAAGGCCGUUACUGGGGGAGGUGGUUUAGCUGAUGGUGCAGGUGAUAAAAACGGAUGGCAGGAGGAGCGUGGUUCAGGGGUGGGCAGUGCUGGUGGUGUGAGAAUGAAGGUGGUUCUAGAGAGGGAGAUUUUCCGCUCUGUUGCUGCUGAUGCCCUGGUGGAUUUGAAUGGGCAGAACGCCCAGGGGGCGCUGAGGAGCGAGGGCGCUCAGCUGAUGCUGCUGGAUAGAUUUGCAGAGCGGUGGGGGGAUGGGGAAGGGAUGGGGAAGGGUGUGGCUGAGGGUGAAGAUGUGGGAGUGAGGUUAGGUGAGGGUGAAGAGGUGAAGAGAAGAGGGAUGGGGAUGCAUGGCGAGAUGGAGGAGGAGGAAGAGGAGGAGGAGCGAAGGGAAGGGGAGGAGGAAGAUCGGAGAGGAGAGGAGGGUGGGGAGGAGAGGGUGGAGGUGGGAGAGCUGCUGGCGAGGGCGCGGGAGGUGUGGGAGGAGCAGAAGAGGAUUCAGGAGGCAGGGGGGGAGCAAGCGUUGAUGGUGCUGCAGGAACUGGUUGAGGACGUGGAGAGACUGGGCCUGAAGGAAGGGGAAGUAGAGGCGAUUAGAGAGGAAAUAAAGGAGCACGAGCGGGCAGGCAGGGCAGCUGAGAGCUGUAGUCGCGCCCACGGGAUGCUGGAGGGAUCCGGAGCGUUAGGCGUGCUGCAUGGGUUGAGUAAGGCUGUGGAGGAGUUGAGAGAGGUGGAGGAAGAGGAGCAGGAGCAGGAAGAGCAGGAGGAGGAGGAGGUUGAGGGGGUGGGGAAUGGGAGGACGGGGAGGAGGGGAGGGAGGGGGGGUGCUGGGGGGUUUGUGCAGAGAGGGAGGUUGGAGGAUGUGUCUGCCGCUUUGGAGCUUCUGGGGGAAGCCAAGAUGCUUGUGAACAGAGCGGUGAGUGGUGAGAGCAGAGCGGUGAGUGGUGAGAGCAGAGCGGUGAGUGGUGAGAACUGGUGA
Molecule: messenger RNA, 6213 nt
Organism: Closterium sp. Naga37s-1
Lineage: Eukaryota; Viridiplantae; Streptophyta; Zygnematophyceae; Desmidiales; Closteriaceae
Source: the annotation of a GenBank genome assembly